Centropristis striata (black sea bass) is the source of this 5996-nucleotide messenger RNA. RefSeq names its product synaptic vesicle glycoprotein 2A (gene sv2a). Lineage: Eukaryota; Metazoa; Chordata; Actinopteri; Perciformes; Serranidae. The record is from RefSeq and is a predicted model, not a curated record. Gene Ontology annotation, biological process: chemical synaptic transmission; transmembrane transport. The transcript has 13 exons. Gene Ontology annotation, cellular component: membrane. The coding region runs from base 308 to 2521 and encodes 737 amino acids. Gene Ontology annotation, molecular function: transmembrane transporter activity.
UACUACGUCAGUGUACAUCACAGGGGCACACAGGACCUUUUUGCUUCAGGUACUCGGGGUGACUCCCUGCACGGAAAAAAGCGAAUCCCGGUCCCCCUAAGACGCUCUGACCUUCCCACCAAGAAAGGAUCUGGUAUCCGAGCACACGCUGGCCAAAGUCCAACAGCAGCAGAGCAGUGGAGCAGGGAGCUGUCCGCGGUGCUGAAUUCAUCAGCUAACAGAAAUCCCCAUUGCACACUCAUGUGCUUGGGCCGCUCCUGAUAGCUCCCAUUCCUAGCAGCAACUGACCACCACCUCCACAUCCAAGAUGGACGACGACGGGCGUUACAGAGACGGCCGCUCAGACUUUGUCCGCGGCGCCAAGGACAUUGCCAAAGUGGCCAAGAAACAGGUUGGCAAGAAGAUGGGGCGCGGCGUGGACAAACUUGGCGAUGAGUACACCAAGCGCUCCUAUAAACGAUUCGAGGAGGAAGACGAUGACGACGACUACGCCGGCGCGCCGAGCAACGACGGAGGAUAUUACCGCAACGACAGCCGGGCCAAUGACGAUGAGGGUCACAGCGACUCCACCGAAGGACACGAUGAGGAUGACGAGAUCUACGAGGGGGAGUACCAGGGCAUCCCCAGGGCCGACUCGGGCAAGGCCGGUCACCUGGAUGGGGUGACCACCGCUCAGGCGCAGCAGUUCAGGGAUCUGUCGGCCUACGAGGGCGAGAGGAGGAAAGACCAGGAGGAGCUGGCCCAGCAGUACGAGACCAUCCUGCAGGAGUGUGGCCACGGGAAGUUCCAGUGGACGCUCUACUUUGUCCUAGGGCUGGCACUGAUGGCGGACGGCGUGGAGAUCUUUGUGGUCGGCUUCGUGCUGCCCAGCGCAGAGAAGGACAUGUGUCUAUCUGAGCCCAACAAGGGCAUGCUGGGUCUGAUCGUGUACCUGGGGAUGAUGGUGGGAGCCUUCGUGUGGGGCGGCCUGGCUGACCGGAUCGGCCGGCGGCAGACCCUCCUCAUCUCCCUCUCCAUCAACAGCGUCUUUGCCUUCUUCUCGUCCUUCGUCCAGGGCUACGUCUCCUUCCUCUUCUGCCGCCUGGCCUCUGGUGUGGGCAUUGGCGGCUCCAUCCCCAUCGUGUUUUCCUAUUACUCUGAGUUCCUGGCCCAGGAGAAGCGAGGAGAGCAUCUGAGCUGGCUCUGCAUGUUCUGGAUGAUCGGUGGUAUCUACGCCUCCGCCAUGGCCUGGGCCAUCAUCCCACACUAUGGUUGGAGUUUCCAGAUGGGCUCAGCCUACCAGUUCCACAGCUGGCGUGUCUUUGUGCUGGUGUGUGCCUUCCCGUCUGUUGCGGCCAUCUCUGCCCUCACCACCAUGCCAGAGAGCCCUCGCUUUUUCCUGGAGAAUGGGAAACAUGACGAGGCGUGGAUGAUUCUGAAGCAGGUCCACGACACCAACAUGAGGGCCAAGGGCUACCCAGAGAGGGUUUUCUCUGUGACCACCAUCAAAACGGUGAAGCAGAUGGAUGACCUGGUGAACCUGGGCGACGGAGCCGCCUGGCAUGAGAAGUGGAGGAUAAAGCUCACAACUCUUUUCCAUCAGGUGUGGAGUAACUUCUUGACCGUCUUCUCCCCUGAGUACCGCCGCACCACCUACAUGAUGAUGGCCGUGUGGUUCUCUAUGUCUUUCAGCUACUACGGUCUGACCGUGUGGUUCCCCGACAUGAUCAAGUACCUGCAGAAGCAAGAGUACGCCUCGCGCACCAAGUUUUUCUCCAAGGAGAAAGUAGAACACGUCACCUUCAACUUCACCCUGGAAAACCAGGUCCACCGCCAGGGAGAGUACUUCAAUGACAAGUUUAUGAACCUGAAAAUGAGAUCUAUGGUGUUUGAGGACUCACUGUUUGAGGAGUGUUACUUCGAGGACAUCACCUCCAGCAACACCUUCUUCAAGAACUGCACCUUCAUCGCCACCCUCUUCUACAACACGGAUCUCUUUAAGUACAGGCUGGUCAACUGCAAGCUCAUCAACAGCACCUUCCUGCACAACAAAGAAGGCUGUCUGCUCAGCGACGUCAGUGACGAGAACAAUGCCUACAUGGUCUACUUUGUCAGUUUCCUGGGCACCUUGGCUGUGUUGCCAGGCAACAUCGUCUCCGCGCUGCUCAUGGACAAGAUCGGACGGCUGAGGAUGCUCGCGGGCUCCAGUGUGAUCUCCUGCAUCAGCUGUUUCUUCCUGUCCUUUGGCAACAGCGAGUCGGCCAUGAUUGCUCUGCUCUGCCUGUUCGGGGGAAUCAGCAUCGCUUCCUGGAACGCCCUGGAUGUGCUGACCGUUGAGCUCUACCCUUCUGACAAGAGAACCACGGCCUUCGGCUUCCUGAACGCCCUCUGUAAACUAGCAGCUGUUUUAGGCAUAAGCAUCUUCACCUCGUUCGUGGGCAUCACCAAGGCCGUGCCCAUCCUCUUUGCCUCGGGGGCGCUGGCGGCGGGCAGUUUUCUCGCCCUCAAACUACCAGAAACGCGAGGUCAGGUGCUGCAAUAGUGUGGGGCCAACAACUUUCCGGUGGGGGGGGGGGCAGAAGAGUUUUCACCACACUGUGAAUGAAGAGAUCAAGAGCCCUCCAGACCCUUCCCUCUAACCCCUCUCUCAUAUUGAUAUAGUAACGUUUGUGCACAUAACACGACAAAGAAGAGCAGAUCUGUUAUCUGUAAAUAUUUGGAUUAUUUCAUAGGUAAUAGUGAAGCUGUAUCAAACCAUUAGAAUACCUGAAUAAAUGCUGAUCUUAGACGAAUUAAAGUAAAGUAAGAAUAAUAACAGUAAUAUGUUCAGUGAGAGCAUUACGUUUAAUUUCCCUGGAAUCAUUUAGUAAAUUUAAAUUCCCAAUAUAAGAAGAUGGAGCUGGGGUUGGAGGUGAGGGGAUGGGGGUUCUUGAUGAUAAUGAGCCAUGCAAAUAGAGUUCUCUGUUGUCAUCUCCAUUCUUCUGAGCAAAUUCAACUCACCAUGUCAAGUCUUGAGUGCUUUGCCAUUGUUGGACAUAGAAUCAAAAAUGCAACAUUUUAACGCCUUUAUUUGAAGCAUUUUUGACUUUGCAGGGUAAAACCAAGACUCAAGUCUCUUGGCUUUCUCUCAGACAAAGACCUGUCCUCAUCCUUUCUCUCUCCCGGGGUCUUGUGUUGGUGUACAGACUAACUGCCAUUUUUAUAGAUUAUAGAACAUUCCAGGUUUGCUUUUUGUUCUUGUCCUGAUGUGACAAGGAUGUGAUCAAUCGAGCCCCUUUCUCCCUUUAAAAAACAUUGUUUCUGAUCAUCAUGAGAUCAUUCAGAUCAGUUCCCAUGCCAAGUUAAACUAUGUGCUGUCAUGAUUUCAUCACAAGCUCUUUGUUAAAGUAUACAUUUAAAGCACAACCAUUUUGCCAGUGUGAAUGACAUUUUCCUGACUUGAUGAAAAUGUUCAGUAUCUCACACUCAAUCACCAUUUUUCAAUCAUACUGUAUAUCCCUUUGUAAGAAAUGCCUUUUUAGUACCUCUCCUCCCAGGCUUACAGUAUGUCUGUCUCUUAUAAUAUAUGUUUUUGGAGGGUGUUAUGCAUGUCACAAAGUAUGUAUGUACAUUUAUGAAAAUUGAGAGUACAACAUGUAAACAGCGUUUUGGACAACAUCAGCUCAUCGUAUAGUCUGGCUCAUGUCACAGUACAGUGCUUUUAUUCUGAAAAAUUUUACCAAACGCUUCUUAGAGCACACAACACAAGGUGUUCUUAAAUUAGAAAAUAUUCCUUUGUUAACUUAAAUCACACACACACACACACACACACACACACACACACACGAAGAAAAACAAGGUUAUUUAAAAAGAAAACAAACAAAAAAAACAUAUACAUAAUGACUCCACUCUUAGUUUUGAUGGUUUCCGUGCAGGUGUGUAAGUGUGCCAGAGGUGACAGAUAAACUAUAAUCUAAUUGUGUGAACUGAAUGUUUAUAUUAAUGUGAGUGUGCUUCUUAGUGCAAUAUUGAACCUCCGUGCAAUAUUGAUUCCUUUUUCUUAAAUUUUUUAUUUCUUACCAUUUCACAUUUGGCAAACUUUUUUUCUGAUUUGUGAAAGGUCGUGGGGUAGCUGUCUGUGAUUACAUACUGAACCUAAAAGAUACGAUUUUUGCAUUCGGAGAGUAAACUUGAGAGUACAAUUGUUGGAAAAUACUGCACCCAAAGUAAAAACAAACAGCGUAGUUGUUCUAUUUUAAAUUCUUCCAAAUAUAAUAAUAAUAAUAUUUUAAAUUCUUCCAAAUUUGGGAUGUCUUCUGGGCACACAACAUGUUGAACAUGGAGGAUUAAUCGCCGUGGAAAAAGGAUUAUUCUGCUAAUGAGUGCAUGUAUUUGAAGUUUACUUGUGCUUUAUUAUACAAAUGUAGCUAGAUAUAACAGGACAUGAGAUUCACCGUAGAGAACUCACUGCCAAGGGCUGAUUGUCAUAUAUCCCACAUUGGUAACAGCACAGAGUGUUGGCACAUUAUAAUUGCCACAUUCCCCUGAAAAAAAGCAAGAGUGAUAUGUUCACAAUUGCAUGAUAAAAGCAAAACAAUCAUUCACAUAUAAGAUUAACAAAACAAAAAAAGGGUUUCGUUCAAACUGCCAUUUUGUAGGAUAGCAGCCAUACGUAGACUCAAGACAGAAGAAUAACUAGACAACCCAUUGCACUAAAUGUACUCUGUGGUACAUGCACAAUUGUGAAUGCCUUUAGUUCUUCGAUCUGACGAGAUUUAACGAAGAACGAGGCAGCGAGCGUUUAGCAAGAGCACAAAGACCAAAACCAACCAAAUGACAAGAAUAUGAGUGCAGUUGUGAACAUAGGUGCUCGGAGCUUUAAUGACCUGCCCCCUUUACAUUUCACUCCCUCCGCCUCCAAAAAUUUGACACAUCUGACCUGUUAGCCCGUCUAUGAGUGUGCCAUCUGUCAUCAAUUUUUGCCAAAUAUUUUUGUAUGGCCUGAGUUUACACAUUACACCAUCAGUCAAUUCUCCGUUAUAGAUAUGAAUAUAUGUAAAUAAAAAUACUUAUAGAUAGCUCUCGAAACCUUUUGACCCCCUGGAUAUAUAUUGCAGUCAGUCUUUGGGGGUUUUCAGUCACAACUGGACUUAUUAUGGGUAAUGAAAAAGGUUUUAAAACUCAUGUGAGAACCAGCUGAAAUUACAAAAUUUGCCCCGAUUCCAACUUAAAAAGCACACUGAUGAUAUUAUAAAUGUAGAAAUAUAAAAGCUAAGCGUCAGCGGUCCUACUCUCUGUGUGUUGUCCUGUAUCACCCCAUGAAAGCUAAGAACGACGAUGUCAAGAUAACUGUUGUAUUUGUUCAACAUGGAAUGCCGUUAAAGCCCUAAAAACCUGUCUCAGUGACUCAGUUCAGGCUCCGUCCAAGUUAAAACUGUUUCUCGUAGAUACAUAUCUUAGCUUAUGUUACAGGGUUUUUUUGUAUAAUUAACUUGUUGCCUGGACAACAGUCAAAUCGUGAGUGCAAAAAGUUAACAAAGCAAUAAGUGUUUGGGUAUUUGUCUCUUAUUCUCUUCUUUGAAGCUAUUGGGAAUGGGAGCACAUUACUACAUGCUGGCCUUGUCCACUAAAAUGCUGUGUGUUGGCUUAAUAAUGACACGGGACUUUAACAGCUAACAUUCGUGUGUACUCUCUAAAAACAACCCUUAAGUCUUGAGACUUUUGUCAAUAAGAUUGCAUUGCCAUUAAUUAAAUGUAACAAAGAAUUUAUCACCUUUGUCAUCGUACUGUGCUGUAGAAACUGUAGUUGAUUGUUUGUAAGUAUAGAAACUGUUUGUGGAAACCAUGAAUAUAAAAAAAAGUUACAAAAAAAAGAAGUGUAAAUGAACAAUGCUGUAUGUUGUCUUUGAUUUUGUGUAUUUUGUAAAUGAGAAUGAAAUAUAAGUAAAUACAUCAAUGUUAAAAAACGGUUAUGAAUCAUAGUUAGCCUAAAUGUGACAACAUCAGUUCUGUUAAAAAAGGUGUGUGAGAUUUUUUCU